GGCAGCGGGGCCGGUGGCAGCAUCAGUCCAGUGUGGCUCGGCGUGUGUGUGUCUGUGAGUGUGUGCUGACCCCACUACUGUCCGACAACAGCAUCAUGACCUAUCUGCUGCUUGGAGCCGUGCUGCUGGGUAAUCUGGAGGUCUGGGCCUCAGCACAAGUGAUGCUCGCUCCACCUGCCCAGGUGGGAUUCCACUCUGUGGACUAUAAGAACGUUCUGCACUGGACUCCGCCCACCAACAAGACCUCACUGCGGUACAACAUCCAGUGGAAGAUUUACGGGGAGCCUCAGUGGCUGGAUGUGGACGGCUGUCAAGGGAUCCAGAAGCGUCAGUGUGACCUCAGUGGCGUGACCUCUGACCCCAGAGAGUGGUACUACGCCAGGGUGCAUGCUUCCUCUCUGCCCUCAUGCAAAUCAGCCUGGGCCCUCUCUCCCAGAUUCAGCCCCCGCUGGGACACCAAAAUCAGCUCCCCAGUACUGAGGCUGAACGUCACCGAGCGGGGGAUCGUGGUCCGUGUGAAGACCCCCCGACUGCUGGUCCGAAAGAUGCACAGCGGUCUGUUCUUCAAGAUCUACCUCAUACACACUAGUGGAGAGGAGGAGGUGUAUGAGAUGGACUGCUGCUCCAACAAACUGACUCUGAAGGAGCUGAACCACGAGGGAAAGUACUGCCUCCAGGCCCAGACCAUGAUCCCCUCCCAGGCCAAGAGCAGCGACCGUAGCUCCCCGAGAUGUGUCACCGCGCUCUGAAUACAGGGACGGACGCCACCAACGCCAGACGACUCGUCAUCCAUUAGGGUUCAAUGAUCCAUCGCUACCUCAACAGCUGCAGCCAUAAACGUCCAUGCAAAUGAACAUGGUGCACUUUAUUAGUCCCAGCAUUAACGAUCUGACAUGUGGUUUGAACCAGCGGCUUCUUUUACCUGACCAGUGAGUGGACCUCGAGUCAAACAGCAAAUAAUAUCUAGUUCAGCUUUCCCAUUUUAUAUUGUUUUAUUAUUAUUAUCAUUCGUAUUAUUAUGGCCUUUAUAUUUCUUUUCUUUUUUUCUAUAAAUUCCUAACACCACAGUCUCAUAUUGGGGGAUGAACUCAGAGAUGAUGGGGACACUACAGCCCAGUUUGUUGUUAUUAAUUCUGUGCACAAUAUCUGCAUGUUUAACGUAACAAUCUUGAAUGGAUAAGAGAUCGUCUCCUGACACUACAUGACAAGGAUUACCCUGAUAAAUGCUUGAUACUUCUACCAAGGAGGUUUUGUUUUUUGCAUAAUCCUGCAAACAGACAAACGACGUCAAUGAGACGCUCAUCUCCUUCAACGGUUAUUGAACUAAAAGGGAAUAUGCUCGGCUGAGUGCCAUUUAUCUGUUGUCUAUAUUGUGCACGGUGACAUACAUGACAAGUUUCAUUUGUUACAGUUGUUUUCUGACACAAACGCACGAUCCAAUGUAGUUUGCAUGAGUUAUCCACAUUUAGUUUCCCCUGCCGUAGCUAUAGCCGCACUCGGCAGGUUUGUAUCUGAGGAUCUGAGCUGUCAGCAAUAGUGAAAAACCGUGAGCGGAGCACGACUGUGAAGAAGUGAGUCCACGCUGUGAGAAGCGCGUGCCACGCGACCAAUAAAAAGCCACUGGUCACACAUUGAUUUAAACUUUAUUCAAAAUGUUGACAAACUUGAUACUCUUGAUCAAUCAGGCAUGAAACAGCCAAUACUGUAAUGAUAACAAAAGUUGAUCACCGAAAGCUGCGUCCGACACACUCGGCGUCGCAGCAGUGUUCAGCGAUCUACAGGAAGUGUUGCAUUGAACAGGAAGUCUUGUGGAUUUGAUCAGACGGUCUCUCAGCAAAAACCCCUGUACUGCACCUCUGAGGUCGUUUGAGAAGUUCUAUUCUUUGUAAGAACUCCUCACUAGCAGCUAGUUCAUUCAGUGGUUUUGGUCCUUAGUGCUGGUGCAGCUGAAUUUGGUCCCGUAGCCAGAAGCCUGAACGCAGCUUCUUCAUGACCGGUUUCACAAAUGUUGUUGCCGCAGUUUGUCAAAAACGCAGAGGGAAGUUCAUUCGGGUUCGUCGAGUCGACUUUAACUGUAACAGAUCAAAACACUGUCCAAACUGCAGACUUCAGCUUCAAAGUGAUUCACAAUAUUUCAAGGGGAAUGUACAGUACCAGUGCAUCGUGGUUUCUACAGAUACACUUCAUUCUUUAAAAAAUAAAUGGGCAAACCCAGA
Molecule: messenger RNA, 2216 nt
Organism: Scophthalmus maximus (turbot)
Lineage: Eukaryota; Metazoa; Chordata; Actinopteri; Pleuronectiformes; Scophthalmidae
Gene: il22ra2
Product: interleukin 22 receptor, alpha 2
Exons: 6
Coding region: 96-749 (217 amino acids)
Molecular function (GO): protein binding
Source: RefSeq, a predicted model, not a curated record